This is a messenger RNA of Papaver somniferum (opium poppy), 948 nucleotides long. RefSeq lists its product as uncharacterized. The coding region runs from base 1 to 948 and encodes 315 amino acids. NCBI's taxonomy places the organism in Eukaryota, Viridiplantae, Streptophyta, Magnoliopsida, Ranunculales, Papaveraceae. The record is from RefSeq and is a predicted model, not a curated record. The transcript is spliced from 2 exons.
AUGUCGACUCUUUCAAAGGUACAUCUGGGUGCUAGCUCACUUGAUAAGACUAUUACUAAGUACAAUAAGGAGUCCCAAGAAGAUCGCUCCAAAGAAUUGAUUUUUAUUCGUCAUCACUUAGACGAAGCUUUGAAGUCUCAGUAUCUUACGGUGAAAGACCCGUACACUCUAUGGACAGAGCUGAAGGAUGGGUUUGACCAUAAAAAAACAGUCACCCUUCCAAGAGCUAGAUAUGAGCAGAUGCACCUCCGCUUACAAGAUUUUAAAAGCAUAAGUGAAUAUAACUCGGCUUUAUUUCAGAUUGUAUCUCGCUUAAAACUAUGCGGAGAAACAAUUACUGACGCUGAUCUUUUGGAGAAGACUUACUCUACCUUUCAUGCUUCAAACAUUUUGCUUCAACAUCAAUAUCGUGAAAGGCAUUUUAAGAAAUACUCUAAGCUUAUCUCUUGCCUUCUAGUAGCUCAGCAGAAUAAUGAGUUGUUACUCAAGAACCAUCAAAGUCACCCAGCAGGUUCAACAGCUGCUCCAGAAAUGAACACUACAGAAAGUCGUGGCAAUGCUCUUGAAAGCCGUGGGAAAGGACACGGACGUUGGUUAGUCCCUAAAAAUCCCAACAACAAAAAGAGGGCUGGUAAUAAUUCCCAUCAUCAUAAGGGUAAGAAGAAUGUGUUCCCGAAACACAAAGGCAAAACCUCGCAAAGCCAUUCAAAGCACCAUGAAUCUGUCUGUCAACGUUGUGGUUCACCAGGGCACUGGGAAAAUGUUUGCCGUACUGCAAGGCACCUUGUUGAUCUUUAUCAGGCAUCUAUUAAAGGAAAGGAAAAGAAAGCUGAAACCAAUUUUUCCCAAUAUGACAUGCCAAUGGAUAUGACCCAUUUUGAUAUUUCUGACUUCAAGAAUGAUGGAAAUGAGUUUGAAGACAUGGAUUCCUUCCUCAAGGAAAUCUAA